Messenger RNA from Dujonia railenensis, 615 nucleotides. Lineage: Eukaryota; Fungi; Ascomycota; Pichiomycetes; Serinales; Debaryomycetaceae. The record is from the annotation of a GenBank genome assembly.
AUGAACUCUUCCAACGUAGAACUUCAAAAAGCUACUGUAUAUCAAUCCUGUAAUGACGAAUAUAAAAGAGGUGUGAUACUAAACAGAGAGAAGAUAGCUAAGGCAUUUCCUGAUAUCGAUACUGACAAUGAUUGGGAAGUGAUAUCGGAAAUCUUGCAAACUGCAAAAGAUAUUCAGCCUGAAUAUUAUAAAUCCAAAGGAACGUCAAUACCGCCAGAUGAAAUACUACAAAAGUUCAACCCAACUGGAAUUAGAGUACCAAUGCGCUCUCGUGAAGAGCUUCUGAAGUCUAGGAGCCCAUUACCACUGCUGGAUUUGUUAAAAGCGCUUCAUUACUACACCAGUAGAAAAGUUUCAAAAUUAGACAAGAAAGAUAGGCUAAAAUUGGAAAAUAAUUUCGAUGAGACUGCUCUUCUAAGCUUGGGGUCGUUGGUGGAAGACUUAGCCGAGAGAUUGAUAGGUGAACAUGGCAUAGAAAUAUUCACAGAGAGAGACUCAUCUGAAAAUGUAGAUAGGGAUGAAGAAGAGCCCAGCGAAAGUGAAGGGAGUGAAGCAGACGAAGACCAAGACGAUCACGACGACUCUGCUGGUAGCAUUAGUGACAUAAGUUUUUAG